Messenger RNA from Coregonus clupeaformis (lake whitefish), 4827 nucleotides. RefSeq names its product semaphorin-4G. Lineage: Eukaryota; Metazoa; Chordata; Actinopteri; Salmoniformes; Salmonidae. Gene Ontology annotation, molecular function: semaphorin receptor binding; chemorepellent activity. Gene Ontology annotation, biological process: positive regulation of cell migration; neural crest cell migration; negative chemotaxis. The record is from RefSeq and is a predicted model, not a curated record. Bases 466 to 3267 code for a protein of 933 amino acids. The transcript is spliced from 15 exons.
UCGCUGUGGGCGAAAGUCCACUGUAGAUUACAAACACACCGCAUUGGAAAUUUUUACACCGAACAUUCCGUCUCUUCAAGGAAUCCCCGCAUGAUUUCAGAUGGAACCUGCAGCAAGGAGAUGAGCCAGCUGCUUCAGCCUUCAGCCAAGAGCGAGAGAGACUUCCAGUGUCUGUUGGCGUGGGUGUGCUAGAGUGUAUAUGUGUAUAUGUGUGUGUGUGUGUCUGCUGAGAGGAGAGAAGACUGCCUUCCAGCGUGUGUGUGGGAGCAAUCGUGUUUCUUCGCUUGAGUGGGUGUGAGUGUGUGAUUUCUUUGCUCUGAAUAGUAGGAGAAUGGCAGCUCGCUAGUGUGUGUUUAUGUGAAUGCAUGAGCGUGUGUGUUUUCACGAGUGAGUGUGUUGUGUGUCCUCCUCUCUAAGGAGUAGUAGGAGGGCAGCUCUCUCCCCCUGGCUGGGGUGUGUGUGGAGAUGGCAGUGUGUGUGUGUGCUGCCUUGCCCUCCCUGCUCUUGCUCCUAAGCUGCGGUGUGUGUGUGACGGUGGGAUACCCCUUUAGACCCCCCAUGGACCUGGAUGUCACCCCCAGGAUCACCGUAACUACCAGCGGUCUGUUGGGCUGCAGGCGUUUCCAGACCUCAGUAGUGAACUACAGUACUCUGCUACUAGAGGAGGACAGGGGUCUUCUCUAUGUGGGGGCCCGGGGGGCCGCAUUCUCUCUCAACGCCACAGACAUCUCAGACAGCACAGCUCGCACUAUUGAAUGGGAAGCCUCGACUGAGCAAAAGCAGCAGUGUCUGAGCAAAGGGAAAGACAAUAAGACAGAGUGUUAUAACCACAUCAGGUUGCUCCAAAGAUUUAACUCGACUCAUCUCUACAUGUGUGGGACUUACGCCUUCAGACCUCUCUGUGCAUACAUAGAUGAGGAGAGGUUUAAAGUGUCAUCUGAGUUUGAGGAGGGCAGAGAGAAGUGUCCAUAUGGACCUGCUACAGGCUACACUGGCCUCAUCGUAGACCAGCAGAUGUACACAGCUUCUCAGUAUGAGUUCCGGGGCUCUCCAGACAUCCGACGUAACUCCCCCUCCCCCACGGUGAGGACAGAGGAGGCACCCACACGCUGGUUACAUGAGGCUGACUUUGUGGGCAGUGCCCUGGUGAGGGAGAGUGAGGGCAGUACCACUGGUGAUGACGAUAAAAUCUACUACUUCUUUACUGAGAAGAGCCAGGAGCAGACACCAUACUACAGCCACAUUAGAGUGGCACGGGUUGGACGAGUCUGUAAGGGAGACAGAGGAGGUCUUUUGACCCUGCAGAAGAGGUGGACAUCGUUCCUUAAGGCCAGACUGGUGUGUUCCCUGCCGGAAUAUGACUUCCACUUCAACAUGUUGAGGAGUGUGUAUACGCUGUCGGGACAAACACCUCACGACACACUCUUCUACGGCGUCUUCGGUCUCGAGUGGAAGAACGUGAAGGCAUCGGCAGUGUGCCGGUUUUCUCUGUCUGAGCUCCAGCAGGUCUUUGACGGGCCAUACAUAGAGAACCAGGACUCUGGAGCCAAGUGGAGCGAGUACACUGGCAAGGUCCCUGACCCACGACCUGGAUCAUGUAUAACAGACCAGUUGAGAUCCAGAGGUAUCAACUUCUCCACCUCCCUGCCAGACGACGUGUUGAACUUUGUGAGGAGACACCCUCUGAUGUCCCAGCAGGUCAUGUCUACAGAACAGCGCCCCCUGUUGUUCAGGAGAACCACGGACUACACCCAGCUGGCGGCUCACAGGGUGGAGGGGCUGGACGGGCAGAACUACCAUGUACUGUUCAUGGGCACAGACGAUGGCUGGCUGCACAGAGCUGUAGAGGUCAAGGGUCAUCUACACAUCAUAGAGGAGCUACAGCUGUUUGACCAACCACAGCCUGUGGAUAGCCUGGUCAUCUCACACGCACAGAUGAGUGUGUAUGUAGGUUCUCCCUCUGGCGUAGUCCAGCUGCCUCUCUCCACCUGUAGCAGGUACACCUCCUGUUACGACUGUGUCUUCUCCCGGGACCCUUACUGUGGCUGGGAUGGACAGGACUGUGUGGACAUCACAGCACAGACUGACAGGUCUAACCUGAGUCAGGACGUCCUGUAUGGGAACAGAGGAUGUGACAGCAACACAGCAGAUGAGCUGGUCCAGCACCGGAACCGGUCUGUGAUGGUGGGAGAUGACGUGCUGCUCCAGUGUGAACUCAGCUCAAACCUGGCAACCCCAGUGUGGACUCUGGAUGGGUCAGAGCUGCAAGGCUACGGCCUGGACUCCGGCUUCAGAGUGGGAAACGAUGGCCUCCUGGUCAUUGAGUCCCGACCUGAGCAGAGCGGCGAGUACACCUGCCAUGCCCUCGAGAACGGCGUCCGGGUCGCCGUGGUUACGUACUCUGUGACAGUUCGUUUAGACAUGCCCCAACACCCUCCCCCGACCGUGGACCCCAUCCAGGAAGACUCCUCCUACUACACCCCCUGGGACUCUGACUCUUCCACCCUUCACCCCCCUCCUCCAUCCACCGCACCCCCCUCCUCAGAGAGGCCCCUGCUACCCCCUCCCCCGGCCCCUCUCCCCCCCACCUCGGAGCUGCUCUCCCCCAGGAGCAUGGAGGCUAUGUACCUGUCCAUGAUCACCAUCCUGGGGGGUCUGUGUCUGGUUCUCACCGUGGUCCUCUUCUACAUGGGCUUCUGUCUUCAGGCCGGCCGCAGGGGGAAGUACUCUCUCCGUGCUGCCGCCGCCGCCGCCGCCGCCUCUGCCAAUCACACGGACAGGAAGAAAAAACACAGGAAGCAGCAGAAGAAACGCCACAGUAGCUCUGCCCACCUAGAGCUCAAGACCAUCUCCAGCCACUGUAACGGGAAUGGGAUCUGUAAUGGUAACGCCGUCUCCAAACAACCGGAGGACGGCGAUGCACACGAAGGGGGCUUCCUCCAGAUCGUCCCUGGGGAGGGCCAGUCAUCCCCCAACAAGGACCCCCCUCCCCCUGCCCCUCCUCUUCCCCCGCCCCCUCAGACCCCCCACACCCCCCUCAACCAAUCAGAGUGUGACUUGCAAGACUUCCCCAGCCCCAACGGCCUAUCAGCGACGUUACCCAGCGUCUUGCGGAGGAUGCACGGGAACAGCUACGUGUUGUUAAGACAGAGUGAUGCAGACAGCAGCUCUCCUCUCUGCUACUCCUUCACUGAGGAACUCAACAGGAUCCUGGAGAAGAGGAAGCACACGCAGCUGCUGCCCAAACCGGACGAGAGCUCUGUGUAGUAGAGGGAAUCUGUGUCUGGGAGGUAGCGCCCCCUGUGGUGGGUGGACUGAACUGGGACAUUAAUAUAGGCCAUUUAGCAGAUCCAAAGCGACUUACAUCAGUGAGUACAUACAUUUUGUAUGGAUGGCCCAAGUGGCAAUUGAACCCAUGACCCUGUCAUUACAUGCUGAAGGGCCUGUUGUAAGGCUCUGACUUUAUCUCCUUCUCCACGUCAAGAACAGCAAUACUCAUUGAGAGGAACUUGAGAAACUGGCCCCAUUUGUGGAUGACCUAUGCUGCUCACAGAGUAAAUGGGCUCUAGUCAAGUCUAGCCUGAACUGAAUUAUGAGAGAGGGAGAUAGCCUGCCAUUUGUCCUGCUUAAAGGCCCAGUGCAGUCAAAAUGCAGUUUUUCCUGUGUUUUGUAUGAUAUUGUACAACUGUUGAUGAAACUAACACUGUAAAAGUGUGACAUUUUUUUAUCAGUGUUAUUUCCUGAUAUUUUCUGGUUGAAAUACAGUCGUCUACACAGGAACUUCUAAUCAGCCUGUUUGCAUGGGCGGGAGUUUCGGCUUGCCUGGUGACAUCACCAGGGCGGUAAAUUGGUUAAUAGACCAAUAACAAAGAGAGUUUCUAUCCUCUUUGCCAAUAACACAAUUCUUGCUUAAAAAAUUGUUAUUUGCUAAAUAGCUAUUUUUGUCAAUUCUAAGGAAGGGUACUUCAUUGUUACCCAGAAAUGAUUUGAUAUUGAUAUACGUUUUUGCACCACUGAAAAGGGACACACAUCUAAUGAGUCUCUUGCAGGUGUGUUGGAAUAACAACUGUGUUUCAAAAGAGGACAUUUCUGCACAAUAUUCAACUUUCCUAGGAGCUAUCCUUUUAUCGCUAUCCCCUGUUUGACACCCAAAGCCAUGGGUUACAGUGAGGACUAUCAUAAGAUAAGCCUGCCUAGGAGAGACAGAGAGAACCUACCUCAUCUCCGCGAAACUUACAGGCUAGAUCUAACCAAGCUCAAGUCAAUAUGGCUCAGUCUGGAUCAAUAAAAGACUACUGGAAGGGGUGAUUCAGGGAGCAGGCCUCAGAUCUCAGCCCCAGAGUAAGGUUCCUCGCUGGGCAGGACGCGAGUGGCAGGGUCCCUGUGAAGUCUCAUCACAGACAAUGGUAACAAGGAGGAAGAGGAGGAGGAAUAAGAGGCUCAUGGGAAUAUGAAUUGUUGUGAAUUGUGACAAUGAUCUUGACUUGGCUUGUGUCUUAAAAUGGAGGCAGAUGUCCAAAGAAGGGACAAGAUGUGUUUUAAAAUGGUGUGCUCUACACCUUUAUAGCAGGUUUCAUAUAGAACAUUGAGGGGGAAAAUGUAUUUGUUUUUAUUCUUAGAAGUUCUCAUUGUAAAUUAUCUUAAUAUUGAUUACAAUGGUAACACAAACUGUAAUAACCAAAUUCAAGUAUUAUUAUUAACAUAUAGCAACUCUUAACCCAAGACCGAGAGAGUAAUCCAAUGAAAAGAUCCUUUGAACAUUAUAUUUGUGAUGGGAAAUUUGACUGUAUUAACAGUUUUGAUGCACUUUAAAUGCCAUUUGCUUCA